AUGGCUCGUGACAGGAGCAGAGAACGAAGCAGAAGUCGAGAUCGACGUCGACGAAGCCGUUCCAGGGAUCGUGAUCGCGAGCGUGGUGAUCGCAACCGUGACCGGGAUCGCCGUGAUAGAAGCCGCGAUCGAGACAGGAGAAAGCGCAGCCGUUCACAAGGAAAACGCUCGAGAAGCCGGAGUCCACACGACAAGCGCGUCUCAUUUACGGAAGAGCGUCGGGAUAGGGAUCGAGAGAAGGAGCCUGAAAAGAAGGAAGAGAAAAAGCGCAAGGAUAAGCCACGUGAGAGCAAGAAAGAACCGCUUGACUCCGAGGCCCUGGCGCAAGUUGACGAAGAAAUGUCGAAAAUGAUGGGAUUCGCAGGGUUCGACACGACAAAGAACAAAAAGGUGGAAGGCAACGAUGUGGGAGAGGCGAAGAUCAACAAGAAGCGCCGUUAUCGCCAGUACAUGAACCGGAAAGGAGGCUUCAACCGACCACUCGAAUACAUGGGC
Molecule: messenger RNA, 495 nt
Organism: Mesorhabditis spiculigera
Lineage: Eukaryota; Metazoa; Nematoda; Chromadorea; Rhabditida; Rhabditidae
Source: the annotation of a GenBank genome assembly